UCCUAAAAUGCAUGACAAAAUGAACGUACUUUUUGAUGACGUAAAUGUCAAAAUACUAAUUUAACAAAUGUCACAGUCAAGUCAAACUUUCCAACUACAAGUGAUUAUCAGUAGUCGUAUUUCAUACAUUUUCCUUAAAUUUUAAAUUAUUUUAGCUUGUAAAAUGGAGUCGCAGCCUUCGAAAGAAGACAUUGAAGUAGUAUUUAAUAGACUAAGAUCAAUUCAAACAAAUAAGGUUUGCUUCGAUUGUAAUGCCAAGAAUCCUACAUGGGCUAGUGUAACGUAUGGUGUCUUCAUUUGUAUAGACUGCUCAGCAGUCCAUAGAAGCCUAGGUGUUCAUCUUACAUUUGUGAGGUCCACACAGUUGGAUACAAAUUGGACUACAUUACAGCUGAGACAGAUGCAGUUAGGUGGAAACAGUAAUGCAUUACAGUUUUUUAGUCAACAUAAUUGCAAUACAAAUGAUGCUCAGAAGAAGUAUAACUCUCGAGCAGCUCAACUAUACAGAGAAAAAUUGAGUCAAACUGCAUCAAAUUCUCUCAGAACUGGUGCACAAUUGCAUGUUCAUCCACCAACUCAAGAAAAGGCAGAAGAAAAGGAAGAAGAUUUUUUCUCAAUAGAAGAUAAUUUCAAUUCCAAAGAACCGUCAUACAGAUCACAAUCAAAUAUCGUAGAAGUAUCUGAAUCAGGUAGAGUUUCAGAAAAUGUAAGACUUGCAGAUCAAUUAAAUCCUGGAGAAGGCCCAAGCGUAGAUUUCUUAUUAACAAACAGUACACAAGUGGAGCCAAAAAAAUCAUCAAUUGGAUCUAGAAAACCUGCAGCAAAGAAAUCAACGCUGGGAUCAAAAAAAUCUGGCCUUGGGGCUACAAAAGUCAAAACAAACUUCGCUGAGCUAGAAAGAGAGGCUGAAUUGGCAGAAGAACAGCGUACCAAAGCUGCCGAGGAAUCUUUGAGGAUGGCCGCAUUGACUGUAAAGGAACAAGAAGAAAGGGACGCGGCGGUUCGAUUGGUUUAUAAGGACAUUAAUACACAGCAGCAAAAGAAAGAAGAACAGUUAAGAAAAGAUGAUCCAAAGAAAGCUGAUCAAUUAGAAAGGCUUGGAAUGGGGAUGAGCUCAAGAGCAGGGAUAAGCCACUCAGCCGUCAGCGACAUGCAAACUAUUGAACAAAAAAAUGUCCACUCACCAAGCAGUACAUUGUCAUCUUUAGGAAAAUUACGCCUGACAGAUAGUGACAAUUUUUUGGAUGACUAUACUUACGGAAACACUCUGAGUAUGAUUCGCAAUUCCAAUAGUUAUGGAGACAGUAAAUUAAAUGCAUUCCUAGCCGAUCUUGCCGAUGCUAAAUCUUUAUCAGAGAGCAGUAAAUCUAGCAAAGACAGUUGGGUCAUUAUUGAUGAUCCUCCUGAAAAACCUAAAAGUAGUUCUUAUGAAAGGGAAAGGGAACGAGAACGGGAAAAAGAACGAAAAAAGGAGAGACACGUUAUUUCAUCUCCAAGCACCAGCGAUGAGGCUCAAAAGAAAUUUGGAAACGCUAAAGCCAUCUCAUCUGACCAGUUUUUCAAUGACAAUGGUGCAGAUUAUGAAACCAAAGCCAAUUUAAGCAGAUUUCAAGGAUCUUCCAGUAUAUCGUCAGCAGAAUUUUUUGGAAAUGGAAACGAAUCUAACCAUCCCAGCAAUAAUAUGCCACAGUAUGAUAUGGAAGAUGUUAAAGAAAGUGUUCGACAAGGAGUUACUAAAGUUGCUGGCAAAUUAGGCUCACUUGCUAAUGGUUUGAUGUCUUCGAUACAGGAUCGUUAUGGUUACUAGCAUAUAACUAUAGACGAUGAAUUGGAGAAAAUAGCACAUUUACAUACUUCUUAAAAUUUGUUGCAAAUUUCGGUUUCUGAUAAAUUUAACGAACUCGGAUGUGCCUCUGACAAUAGAAGUAGUUAAUAAAUUAAAAGUAACAUAUUGAAAUUGAUACAUAAAUAAGGAUAAAUCUGUUGGAAACAAAUGCAUACUCGAUUUUGAAUGUCUCUCAAAGUGCAGUUGAAUAAUAAAGUUUUGUGGAUUAUUAAUAAAUUGUUUUUUGUUAUUCUGUUUUAAAACUUGAUUAUUAUAAUAAAUGUAUU
This is a messenger RNA of Psylliodes chrysocephalus, 2112 nucleotides long. NCBI's taxonomy places the organism in Eukaryota, Metazoa, Arthropoda, Insecta, Coleoptera, Chrysomelidae. The record is from the annotation of a GenBank genome assembly.